AUGAGAGAACAGCACUGGUUUGGGAUGACUGCCAGGAUGGGCACCGUGUUAUCAGGGGUCUUCACCAUCAUGGCCACCAACAUGUACCUCAUCUUCGAACAGAAGUACAUAAAGAGCAGCGACUGCACUGAGAAUUACGUACAGACCAAGAGUGCAGGCGUCCUGGUAAAGCAGCUCAUCAUCUGCUGGACUUCCAAUGUUGUCUUCUUCCUGUCUUUCAUUACCAUCAUCAUCAGCUGCUUCCUCCUAUACUCGGUAUAUGCCCAAAUAUACCAGGGCUUGGUGAUCUACAUCAUCUGGAUCAUUUUCCAUGAAAUUGUAAACAUUGUAGUUCAAAUCCUUACCAACAAUGACUCUGUCAUUGAAGAGGUCAGGGUCGUGCGCUGGUUUGGCUUGCUGUCCCGUAUAUUCAUGCACUGUUUCUGGAUGUUCUAUAUCAUCUCCUAUGCCCACAUGAUCUAUAAAAGUCAAAGCCAGGGCAAUAUAAUCUCCUACAACAGACGUAUUUCUACAGGCAAUGGAGAGUUCCCACGACGGAAAUCAAAGAUCAUCAACUCUACCCGCCACUAUAGUGGAUAA
Molecule: messenger RNA, 579 nt
Organism: Leptonychotes weddellii (Weddell seal)
Lineage: Eukaryota; Metazoa; Chordata; Mammalia; Carnivora; Phocidae
Gene: TMEM217
Product: transmembrane protein 217
Source: RefSeq, a predicted model, not a curated record